CCUCCAUCCAACCCUGUGCCGCAGCCGCAUCGCCACCGCAGCCUAGGCAGAGCCCAGUCGGCCCAGGCCCCUGUCUCUGCCUGGCCUUAGCUCCCCGCCCCCCCGCCGCGCACCUUAUCCGCACAUCCUUCGGAGGUCUAGCCCGGUGCCCCCAGACCCCGGCCUCCAGGACAGAGGCAAGAGGCAGAGAGCAGCAGCGGAGGCGGGAGGACGAAGAAGGGGAGGAGGAGCCCGUCGCAGGAUGAAGGAUCGGACUCAGGAGCUGCGGAGUGCGAAAGACAGUGAUGAUGAAGAGGAGGUGGUCCACGUGGAUCGAGACCACUUUAUGGAUGAGUUCUUUGAGCAGGUGGAAGAGAUCCGAGGCUGCAUCGAGAAGCUGUCUGAGGAUGUGGAGCAAGUGAAGAAACAGCAUAGCGCCAUUCUUGCCGCCCCCAACCCCGAUGAGAAGACUAAACAGGAGCUGGAGGACCUCACAGCAGACAUCAAAAAGACGGCAAACAAGGUCCGGUCCAAGUUGAAAGCGAUCGAGCAAAGCAUUGAGCAGGAAGAGGGGCUGAAUCGUUCCUCUGCGGACCUGCGCAUCCGCAAGACCCAGCACUCCACACUCUCACGGAAGUUCGUGGAGGUAAUGACCGAAUAUAAUGCAACUCAGUCCAAGUACCGGGACCGCUGCAAGGACCGCAUCCAGAGGCAGCUGGAGAUCACUGGCAGGACUACUACCAAUGAAGAACUGGAAGACAUGUUGGAAAGCGGGAAGCUGGCCAUCUUCACGGAUGAUAUCAAAAUGGACUCACAGAUGACGAAGCAAGCUCUGAAUGAGAUCGAGACAAGGCACAACGAGAUCAUCAAACUGGAAACCAGCAUCCGAGAGCUGCACGACAUGUUUGUGGACAUGGCCAUGCUCGUAGAGAGCCAGGGUGAGAUGAUCGACCGAAUUGAGUACAACGUGGAACAUUCCGUGGACUACGUGGAACGAGCCGUGUCCGACACCAAGAAAGCUGUGAAGUAUCAGAGCAAGGCCAGGAGGAAGAAAAUUAUGAUCAUCAUUUGCUGUGUGGUGCUGGGGGUGGUCUUGGCGUCAUCCAUUGGGGGGACACUGGGCUUGUAGGCCCCUACCCUUCUCUUCCCCAGGACCCUCCCCACACAUCGGGAGCAAUACCCCCCCGCCCCGACCCUUUCACCUUUUCCCUGCUCCAAGCUCACUCCCAAAACAGACCCAGGCAGUUCCAGCCACUCUCACCCUCAUGCAGACCCUGGAGUCCCUGGCUCUCACCUUGCCGCACAUAGAUAGCAGCAGGCGUGAUCACACAUGCACACCAACAUGCAUGCCGAGGGCACAUGCUCAAGACGUGUGGACACCCCAGCGUGUGUGUACUUGUGUAGAUGUAUGUAGAUGCCCCGACCCUCUUGCUGCCACCUUCAUCCUGUGUGGUCUGAACUUUCCUCUCUAUCCGGCUGCUGUGCUGACUGUAGCAGCCCACCAUGGCCCAACCUGUCCUGUGUGAAUAGACAUGGAUAGUGUGUGUGUGUGUGUGUGUGUGUGUGUGUGUGUAGAUCUGUGCCCAUACAGUGUAUGUACAUUGAGUUUUGUGAGUGUGAAAACCCAAUGCAAAAGCAAUUCCUCCACUGACCUUCUCUCCUAUCUGCUACAUCUGGAGUGGGAGGAAUGUGUGAGGAGGAUUCACAUCCU
Mus caroli (Ryukyu mouse) is the source of this 1690-nucleotide messenger RNA. It is a transcript of the gene Stx1b, whose product is annotated as syntaxin 1B. Gene Ontology annotation, cellular component: SNARE complex; presynaptic active zone membrane; synaptic vesicle. Gene Ontology annotation, biological process: synaptic vesicle fusion to presynaptic active zone membrane; intracellular protein transport; exocytic insertion of neurotransmitter receptor to postsynaptic membrane. Gene Ontology annotation, molecular function: SNAP receptor activity; SNARE binding. The record is from RefSeq and is a predicted model, not a curated record. Lineage: Eukaryota; Metazoa; Chordata; Mammalia; Rodentia; Muridae.